AUGGCAGAGCAAGAUCAUGGUACUUCGGAGGCAGUAGAUGAAGAAGAGAUUGAGGAGGGAGAUAGAGAAGAGAUGACAGACUUGGCCACAAUGUCCUCUAAAAGCACUUUUGAAUCGGAAAGUCUAGAGGAACUUGAGGGUAGUGGUCGUCUGACCCAAGAAAGUGAAAGCAGCCAGCCCUGCCUGUCUGAAAAAGGUUCAGAGGAACUUGAUGCCUCACAUACUGUCACCUGCACAUUCGCAGUUUCACUAGCUGUCCCUUUAGUGGUUCCAAAACGCAAGCGAAAGACAUCAGAUGCAGCUGAAGUGCGAAGAGGUAGUAUUCCAGAUCCCAAACAUGGAGCUAUUCCAAGAAUGCGACGUUACUAUCAUAUUGAGUAUUACCUUCUACCUGAUGACAUUGUACCUGGCAAACUGGAUUUGGUGUUGUUUGGGAUGAUUGCAAAGCUAUUUACAGAAUCUGAUUCCAAGACUAUUGCACCAUGGUUGGAAAAUAACAAGAUCUGGGUAUCAUGGAACUGUAGUAUUGAUAUCAAUGUCACCAAUGAAUAUCUGAUGAAACUAAGAGAUCACAAAAUAACUUUAAAACUCUGGGAUUCCAAGGACAAAGUUUCUUCAAAAGCUAAAAAUAGUCAACCAAAGGCUUUUUCUUCUCAAGUAGAGGAAGUGGAUGCUGUUGGUGGUGUAAAAUCCACAGUACUGUUACAAAGAAAAAUUUUUGAAGAGACUCAGCCAACACCCAGCUGUACUAAAGUUAGAGGAGCGAUGGAAUCCAGGGCACAGAAGGAGUCUCCAGUCCAUCCUGCUGAAGAAAAAACUUGCCCGAAUGGAUCACCUACAUUUAGUUAUGGCUUACCACAUCCUUCAAGGACAGAAGACUCGCAUACAAUGAGCAUGCCGUUUGCUAAAAAUAGAUUACUGAAUGAAGUCCCACUUGUGAAGCAGAAGAUAGUUGCUGGUCCUCUGGAUAAUGCAACUUCAGAAAAAAAUGAGAAGACAAAAGAUAACUUGGGAAGUCUGACAUAUCCAGAAGACCAGACAGUUACUACAAGUGGGGAAGGAAGUUUUGAUCCCAGAAAAAUAACUGCUGCAGGCAACAAAAGAUUGUUGACCUUUGUAAACCUUGUUAACACGCAAGCCGUGUUCCUGGCUAUGGCAAAGAAAUAUGGCAUUGCUUCACUGCAGCUGGAUCUCAUGCCUCUCCUUGCAGGGGAAAAGUCUGUGAUCAGUCGACUGGAAGAAAAUAAUCCUAAAGUUUUAGAUGCCUAUAUGAGUUUCACUGUAGCAACACCUCUUCUAUCUGAAAGACAAAGACAUGAAUUGAAUCCACUUGUUAUAAAAAUCCGUUCAGCUACCUGCCUCCCAAAUACACCUGUACCAAUAGAAGUGCUGCAGAAAAUGUGUGUUCCCACUUACUGCAAGUACAAAUUUCACAACUUUCCAGUUCAUCAAACUCAUGGACAAAUCCAUGGAACUCAUGUCUACUUUAAGGAUGCUAACGUGCUUCUAACAGGGAUGAUGAAACCCGAAGAAUUACAAGCCUGUCUUAGAGGUCCACCUAUAGAGGUUGAAGUUCAUGACCGUGAUAGAAACAUGGCAAAUGACACAAGGAAACCGUGUUUGUUUGGGGAGGAUCUAGCUGAUGAAAAGGUGGGCGAGGUAAGCCUUCUUGCUUGCAAAUCCACAGUCUGUAACUCAUCUGCAGAGAAGAAACCAUGGCAUCCGCAUGGGAUAGCUAAAGUCAGUCUUGCUGAUCUAUUGUUGGGCAAAAAGUGCCUGAAUAUCAGUGCACCAAUUCAUAGCUGCUCAGUUCCAAAUGUASCUGCCUGCAAGGAGGAGGAUAAAAAUGAGAGAAUAGUAGGAUCUGGUGAUAGUUUUUCUCUAAUGCCUAUGGGGCAUUAUCUAGAGUCAGACUCCCUUUUGAAAGUAAGAGUGGAAAUAGCUGUACCAUUGGGACUGCAAGCUGAAGUCACAAAUUACCCAUAUGGCUGCAUAAUCUAUGUUUUUGACUAUAACAAUGUAUCAUUAUUACAUGAUUUGGUGGAAGAGAUUACCGCAAUCAAUGCAGAAGCCCUCCAGCUGGACUGUUAUCCUAUGCCAUUAAUCCAGAUGGCUCUGGCUACCUUAAAAAUGAAAACCACGCUUAAGGAAUUUCCUGAGCUGGAUAUCAUUACUGGUUUUCAUGUGCUGGAUGGAGCAGUUCAUCUCUUUGUCUUGGAGGGAUUCAAAGACAAAGCAAUCAAGAGACUCUGGGAUAGACACUUCGAAAGAACUUACAGACCGGGAGAUGGACAAUUGGAAAUACUGUAUAAUUCACAACUGUCUUUCCGUCAGCGCCUGUACCUAGAUCUGGAAGCUGUGCUGUAUCACUUCCGCCUCUGUAAGCCCCUCUUCACUAUAACGAAACAGCCACUGCUUUAUGUCAGAGGUAUGGUUCCUCAGGCAUGUUUCCAGGCCUUGUCCAGGUCUGUUUUUAGGCUCAGUUACCUCUGUCACAGUAAAAGGUUGAGGGAUGUUAUUCAUGAGGAUUUGUUGCCCUCAGCAGAAAUGAUCACAAUCUUGAGUCAAGAGUUUGGAAUUCCAUUAACUAAAAAGGAUCUGUUCACUCAGAAACCUUCAUUAGUCCCGUUUUCCUCUGAUUCUUUUACAAUACCACAAAGAGUUAGCCGAGUGAAACAGGCAGUAUAUUCUACAUUAGAUAACCACAAUGAAAAGUAUGUGCAGUGGAAGAAAGAAAUAGAAGGCAAAAUAUCCUCUGAGAGAAACCAUAUUGUGGCCAACAUUGACACCGUAAGACAACUCAAAGGAAAGGUAAAACACCCCAAGUUUGAAACCUUCAGGAUUUUUCCUGCUGAUGGCAAAUCUGUUUAUAACUACAGUUCACAGGGCCUGAAUUCUGCAGAACUUGCAAAGAAGCAUCUUCGCCAGGAAAUGACAAAGAAACCAAAGAAGAGGUUCACUUAUUGCCAUGAAUAUCUAUCAGCUAUGUUUGAUCCAGUAGAUCUGGUUGCUGCUUAUAAAGAGUACUUGGCAAAAUCCAAAAGUAUGUGGCAGUCAGGAGAUGGAUUUGUUUUUCCUGGUUUUAAGAGCAGUAUUGAAAGCAACUUGCACCCUCAAAUGCCUGAUGAGGCACGUGUGAAGGAGUUACAUGAGCAAUGGCAGGAGAAUGUUCUGUUUGGUAACAUGGAGCCAGUUCUGUCACGAGACAGAUGGGGUUGGGACGAGCGACACAUUGAUUUUGAUCUUUACAAGAAACCGCCUGAGCCACUCACGACCACAGACCUGCAGCGAGACAAUAUGUCAGUUCUGCAGCCUGUGUUUGAUGACACCAAGCUGAAAGUUCAUCGGUGCUCGCCGGCAGCUGAGCUGCGCUCACGUGGGCCAGGAGCCAGUUUUCAGCUGCAGAAACUCCAAGGACUUCUGAAAGACAAACCGCUGAAGUUCUCGCUCAGGAAGCCAGGCCUCAUUUUAAAGCCUAUCCCAGCCCUGGCGGUGCUGGACAGGCCCCAUGAUAUGCAGGGAAAGAGGAAGAGCAUCACGUGUGGCUUUGUACCCUGCUUCAGUGACCACCGCAGCUUGAAGUGCACCAAGAACAUAAUCCCCUACCAGAGCAGAGAACGGGAGAAGUUUGAAAAACUCAAAGGCACAGACUUCAAACUGCUUUGCUAUAACCAUUCAUUCAUUUACAAGAGAAAACCAUCAGCACAAGGAGGUCGCUCUAGUAUCCUUGCACAACAGCAGGACCCUCUCCAGAAUGAUAUGGAGCCAACAGUUACUCUGGAUGCAGGUAAUCUCAAGAACAACAGAGGAGUGGUAACAUCUGUUACCUAUGACCUACAAUUACUGUCUUCCUACCACGAUCUGGCCAGUGAACACUUCCUAAAGGGCUAGGAACAGUUGCUUAACUGUUGACCUUGUCACUGAAUGAUACUGAGGUUAUUUAGGCAAAAGG
Nothoprocta perdicaria is the source of this 3952-nucleotide messenger RNA. It is a transcript of the gene CFAP92, whose product is annotated as KIAA1257 ortholog. The record is from RefSeq and is a predicted model, not a curated record. NCBI's taxonomy places the organism in Eukaryota, Metazoa, Chordata, Aves, Tinamiformes, Tinamidae. The transcript has 17 exons. The coding region runs from base 1 to 3891 and encodes 1296 amino acids.